This is a messenger RNA of Aspergillus puulaauensis, 318 nucleotides long. RefSeq lists its product as uncharacterized. The record is from RefSeq and is a predicted model, not a curated record. The transcript has a single exon. The coding region runs from base 1 to 318 and encodes 105 amino acids. NCBI's taxonomy places the organism in Eukaryota, Fungi, Ascomycota, Eurotiomycetes, Eurotiales, Aspergillaceae.
AUGGUGGGGGAGCAUGGAGGGGAAGAUGUUGAAGUCAGUGGCUUGCUGAGCAACAAAGAUGUGGACGGCGUUUGUUCUCGUCUUAAUCAUGUCAGUGGAUUUACUGAUGGUUUGGCGGCGACUGAAACGGGCCUCGGCUUGAAGAAGAAAUUACAUCAGAAUACUCCUAAGAUCUAUUGUUGUUCCCGUAUACUGGAAAUAUCUAAACGCUAUUCUACGGAGUAUGAUAGAAAGCUGAUAUUAACUAGCUCCCUAAACGUACCCCAAAAAACUCUCCACGCAUCCCCACAAGUGAUUUACCAACUCUCUGAAUGGUAG